Messenger RNA from Linum trigynum, 4882 nucleotides. The record is from the annotation of a GenBank genome assembly. NCBI's taxonomy places the organism in Eukaryota, Viridiplantae, Streptophyta, Magnoliopsida, Malpighiales, Linaceae.
UUGAUGACAAUACAACAAUUUAACUAUCACCAAAACCAAACGACCCCUUAAGUCGGUGUUCACUAGGGAUGGGAAACGGUGCGGUUACAGUUAACUGCACCGAAAUUUGAGAUUAACCAAAACCGCAAAAGUGUCCAUAUUCACCAACCGCGACCGCACAUAAGUCGGUUAUCGUUUAACCGCAAAAUGCGGUUAACGGUGCACCGCGGUUACUAGAGUUAACAGCCGAUUUAAACGCAUCUUUUGAUGUCGAGACUCAAGAGGCGACGAGCAGAGCAGAACUCAGCUUGCCACUGCGGAGUGCGGCCUGCGCUGCGCCACUAAGCGCCGAACUUGGUUGGUCAGAUCAGCUUGCUGGGCGAGGGCGACAGGGGACGGUGGUGGGCGGAGUUUUUGGUCAACGUCUCAACUCCCUCUCAAGGCUCUCGACGGCGGGUGAGUUGCGAUUAGCGAUUUAGGGUAGGGAUUGCGAAGCCAAAGUGGGGAACUAAGGAAGUGCCGAAGUGGGGGAAGGGGCUAGGUCGUCCUCGGAAAUGGAUUGGACAGUGGGCUAUUAGGUUGGGCUGGGGUGGGGUUUUUGUUAUGGGCUGGUCUGGAAAUGGAUUGGGUUGGGUAUUGCGGUUAAGCUAGUUUCGGUUAAACCGCAAACCACAAACCAGCCAAUAUCUCCAAACGCGACCGCAAAAGAGGUUGUUUUUGAAGUUUGUGGUUAACCACUAACCACGCAGUUUCGGUGCGGUUAGCGGUUUAACCUCAAAACCACAACCGUUUUCCCAACCCUAGCGUUCACUCACAAGAAUAGAUAAACUUCACUCUAAGUAUUGCUCUCAAUAUUUCUUGAUAAAUACAAUAGGUUGAAGGUGUUCCUCAUAUAAGUAGGGAUGGCAAAUUACCCACCCAUGGGUAAUUAUACCCAAACCCAAGUAGACCCAUUGAUAAUGGGUUGGGUAUGGGUGAAGUGCAUAUGGAUUUGGGGGUUUAUAGAUGGGUUUGGGUUUGGGGCUUCCAUAAUCUAAAUGGGUAUGGGUUGGAUAUGGAUAUCCAUUUACUUGAGGGUGUUUUAACUACACAUGCAAAAAUUGGACCUAUUUGCAAAACUUGAAAAGUUUAGGUACCAAAAUGUAAGACCAAAAAAAAUUAGGUACCAAAACAUAAUUUUCCAUCGAUAUUUUGAGGACUUUUAUGCAAAAAAAAAUUAAAUUUAGGUACUAAAUAUGCAUAUCUAUUAAGUUUGGGUACCAAACUGUAAUUUGUAUUUGGGCAUGGGUACAAACCCAACUCAACCCAAAGUAAAUGGGUAUGGGUACAAACCCAUCAAACUCUACCCAUAUCCAUCUAUUUGGAUUUCAUACCCAACCCAAUUGGGUUGGAUAGUAAGAAACCCAUGGGUAUGGGCAAAGUUGCCAUCCCUACAUAUAAGUAUCACCUCCAAAAUGAAUGACUAGUAUCUAUAAUAUAUACAAAUAUGUAUGAUCUAGAAUCCUCCAAGAAAAUAUGUACACGCACUAUGAAAAUAUCUAAAAGUCUCUACAAUCUUUCAGGGUAUUUUAGAAUGCUCCGCCAUGCACUUUCAUGAUGCUAAAAGGUUUGAGCCUCAUUAGGGCUUGACUCUUGACAAGUAGAGGGUAUCUAUGUUUGACGGCUCAUUAUGUUGAUGAUGAAUGGAAGUUGAGCUGAAGUCUGAUAUCAUGAAGAUGCAUGAAAGAAUGAAAGUUGAGCUGAAGUCUGCUUUGCAAAAGAAUUCUAGUCGUAUUUGUUUGACAAGUGAUAUGUGGACUUCAUUGACAAGUAGAGGGUAUCUAUGUUUGACGGCUCAUUAUGUUGAUGAUGAAUGGAAGUUGAAUAGCAAACUUUUGAGUUUUUGUCAUCUUCCUCCUCCACAUUCAGCUUAUAGAGUGAAAGCAACAGUUUAUCGUUUGCUUAGGGAGUGGGGUAUUGAUGGCAAGGUUUUCUGUAUCACAUUGGAUAAUGCUAGCAAUAUGACUACUAUGCAAAAUGAAUUGCGUGAUCAGUUGAAUGCACAAAAUGGAUUAUUAUGUGCUGGCAAGUUCUUCCAUAUACGUUGUUGUGGACAUAUACUUAAUCUUGUUGUCCAAGAUGGGUUGAAGGUGAUUAGAGAUGGUAUCAAAUCUGUUAGAGAAAGUGUCAAGUAUGUUGAGGGAUCUGAAGGAAGAAAGAUUAAGUUUAAGGAGUGUGUUGAACAAAGUGGGAUGAAACAGACAAAGUCGUUGUGGCUUGAUGUGCCAACAAGAUGGAAUUCAACUUACAAUAUGAUUGAUCGAGCAAUCUUUUAUCGUGAAGCUUUUGUCAACUUAGCAAGGAUGGAUAAUGAGUAUAAGGAUUGUCCAUCAAAUAAUGAUUGGGAGAAAAUGGUGGUGCUUGCAAAUUUUUUGAAACCAUUUGAUGAAAUCACGAAGUUAUUCUCGGGAACCAAGUACCCAACAAGUAACUUGUUUUUCGAGAAUGUUUGGAAGAUCCAUCUUGAGCUGAAAAAUCUUUGUAUAAGUUUUGAUGAUGAUAUGAGAGGUAUGGGAAACACAAUGGUGUCCAAGUUCUUGAAAUAUUGGAAAGACUACAACUUAGUGCUUGCUUUUGGUGUCAUUUUGGAUCCUCGUUACAAGCUUGCAUUUGUCAAAUUUUGCUAUGAAAAGUUGGGCGAAGAGUACACUUUAAAGCCGAAGGCUAUUAUGGAUGAUUUGGAGCUGCUCUUUAAGGAGUACAAAACUCAAUCGUCCACUUUACCUAGUCAAAGUGUGGUGCAUAUGGCUUCUCUGAGCGUUCCUUUGGAUAGCCACACUGCUGGUUUCUAUGCUUCCAAUAUCAAUCAGAACACAUCAACUAGAUCCGAGUUGGAGUUAUAUUUGGCGGAUCCUUUAAUUCCUGCUUAUGCAGACAUUGAUGGGGUUCCUACAUUGCUUCCUUUUGAAGUAUUGCAAUAUUGGAAUGAUCAUCAAUUUCGAUAUCCUCAACUCUCUCGGAUGUCAAAAGAUGUGCUUUCUAUUCCAAUUUCAUCAGUUGCUUCAGAGUCGUCUUUUAGUUUGGGAGGUAGAAUAUUAUCCAAAUGGAGGACUUCCAUUUUGUCUGAUACCCUUGAAGCUGUUGUGACAACUCGUAAUUGGAUGCAUGGAUAUAAAAUGGAUGAGGAUAAUGAAGAUGCAGAAUAUGUGGAGAAGAAGUGAAGCUUCUUGAUUGAUCGCCAAGUGAAUUGCCAUUUUAAUUUGUGAACCUAUUUUGUUGGUAUGUAAGAUGUGACAAUGUCAGUUAUAUAUUUGUAUCCUACUGUUUUUAUAUGGUUGAACUUAGUAAGCAAAUUAUUAUGUAUCUUCUUAUUAUUGGGGCUAGGGUAUGAGUUAUGACUUAUGUACUAUUGUGAAUCUUCGUAUUCUAGGUUAAUAUUUUGACAAUGUUAUGUGACCAGUUAUAUUAUGUGAGGAAGAAAAAAUGUUGUAAUUAUUAGGUACUGAUAUAUGAUUGGCUUAAUUAAGCCAAUCAUGUUUUUCAUAUGUAUGUGUUAUCUAUAUAUAUUAUCUACAUAUAAUAUUUAUGUACAAAAAUAUAUUAUGUAGUAUUAUUCGUGCCAAUCGGGCGGGUUCGGGUUAGUCGGGUUACGGGUCAAGCGGGUUGCGGGUCAAGCGGGUUGCGGGUCAAUCGGGUUCGGGUCAAGCGGGUUGCGGGUCAAGCGAGUUGCGGGUCAAGCGGGUUGCGGGUCAAGCGGGUUACGGGUCGGGCGGGUUGCCGGUCUUUGACUUUUAGUCUAAUCGGGUUGCGGGCGGGUCGCGGAUCGGGUUGGUUGGGCGGGUUACUCGGGUCGGGUCAUGUUUUGACACCUAUACUCUUGAGUGUAACACUAUCCUUCAACUAAUUAGGCGAUGUCCUCGUCAUGGACUCAUGAUAGAAUUUCUCAAUUAAGUCUUUAUGUCACCAUAAUGUGAGUUCGUUCUCCCAAUUUACUUCGUUUUUGGGGGUGAUCUUUCCACUCGUCAAGAUACUCCACAUGACUUUCCUCUCUCAAGGAUAGCAUGGUGAGCCACAAUCUCCACUACUUCAUGCUCAUGUGUCUUGUUGAUGAGUAUUGGUGUCUUAUCUGACUUGUUUCACUCUCCAUAUUUCUUGUCUUCGUGGUAUGACUUCAGUUGGCUGACAUGGAAGACGUGGUGGAUCUCAAAGUGUGACAACACCUCCACUUUGUAUUGACCUAUCAAUCCACUUCACAAUAUGAAAUGGGCCUUCGUAUCGACGAAGUAGUCCCUUGUGCAAGUUAUUGAAAUGUUUGAGCGAUGAGCGUAGAAUUCCACCAUCACCAUAUCUCCUUCGUCAAACUCCAAGUGCCCCCAUCUUCUUAUAGGUCACUUCUUCAUCUUCUUUGGCUUGGACCAAAUACGACUUUGUCAUCUCCAUCUUCUCGUGCCACUCUUUUGUGAAUUUGUAGGCAGUGGGUCGCUUGCCCUUGUACCCCAUAGUCACCGUAUUUUGUGUCAAUGGUUGUUGGUCUAUAGCCAACUCGAAUGAGCUCAUGCUAGUUGCCUCAUUCCGAUGCAAUGUAAGCUGUAUAAGAAUUAAGCAAUGCCCAUUAACUUCACCCAAUCUUGUUGGUUAGCACUCACCCAAUACGUUUGUCCGUCAGUUUGGGGAUGAAAGCUUGCAUAUAAGUUCAAUUUGGAGCCCAUGAUCUUGAACAACUUCCUACAAGAUCUGACAGUAAAGCGACAAUCUCUAUCGCUCACAAUAUUGAAUGAGAUGCCCCAAUACUUCACCACAUUUUUUAAGAAUAAGCAGACAUCAUCAUCGACCAUCGUAUCCUUAGACGCCGAUAUGAACACUUCAUAAUUCGACAAUCGGUCCAACACAAUAGAUACUCAACAAAUAUAACAUAUUAAAGUCU